UCUGCCUCGUGCGGACGAACAACGCAACGCCCUCCCUCCCCUUCUCCUCGCGCCCGACGCCGCCUGCCAUCUAGUGCGCAGAAAUUCUCGCCUGCACAGUCUACCUCCACGGCUCCACGCCGUGCUCGUCCCGACGCCGCUCCCGUCUCUGGCUCGGCUAGGGUUCGGUCGCCGUCGCCGCCUCUGCUCCGCCGCCUUCCCCUUCGCGUCUCCUUCCUCUCUCUCUCCUGUCUCCUCCCUCGGUCGUUAGGGUUCGGUCACCGCUGCCGCCACCCAGCUCCUUCGCCUCCGUAGUUUCUUAAUUUGGGCGGCAAGAUGAGGCUUCUGCGGGUAGCCACGUGCAACCUGAACCAAUGGGCAAUGGACUUCGACACCAACCUCCGCCACGUCAAGGAGUCCAUCGUGCAGGCCAAGGCCGCCGGCGCCGUAGUCCGCAUCGGCCCCGAGCUCGAGCUCACUGGAUACGGAUGCGAGGACCAUUUCCUUGAGCAGGACACUGCCACGCACGCAUGGGAGUGCCUGAAGGAUAUUUUGUCUGGUGACUAUACAGACAACAUCUUGUGCAGCAUAGGAAUGCCUAUUAUUUUCAAGAGUGUACGAUACAACUGCCAGGUUUUCUGUUUAAAUCGCAAGAUAAUUAUGAUUCGGCCAAAGAUUUCCCUUGCAAAUGAUGGAAACUAUCGUGAAUUUCGAUGGUUUUCUGCCUGGACAUUUAAAGAUGAACUUGUUGACUUUCAACUCCCUAUUGAUAUCUCAGAGGCUAUAUCCCAGGGAACUGUGCCGUUUGGCUAUGGUUAUAUUCAGUUUCUUGAUGUGUCAUUGGCUGCUGAAACCUGUGAAGAGCUCUUUACUGCAGAUGCUCCUCGGAUUGCCCUAGCAUUCAGCGGUGUUGAGGUUUUCAUGAAUGCAAGUGGAAGCCAUCAUCAGUUAAGGAAGCUCAAUCUACGGAUUGAUUCCAUAAGAGAUGCAACCCGUUUGUGUGGUGGUGUAUACAUGUAUGCUAAUCACCAGGGUUGUGAUGGUGGCCGGCUUUAUUAUGAUGGUUGCUGCUGCAUUGCGGUGAAUGGUGAUAUGGUUGCCCAGGGAUCACAAUUUUCAUUGAAAGAUGUUGAAGUGUUGGAUGCUCUGAUAGAUCUGGAUGCUGUAUCGAGUUAUCGAGCAUGCGUUUCUAGUUUUAGGGAGCAAGCAAGUCACGUGACAAAAGUACCUUGUGUUAAGGUACCAUAUAAGCUGUGUCAGACAUUUCAUAAUAGAAUGGUUCCAACUGAUCCAAUUGAGAUUAUGUAUCACUGUCCUGAAGAGGAGAUUGCAUUCGGACCCAGUUGCUGGCUAUGGGAUUAUCUUCGCAGAAGUCGAGCGGCAGGAUUUUUGCUUCCACUUUCUGGUGGUGCAGAUAGCUCAUCCGUUGCAGCAAUUGUUGGCUGCAUGUGCCAGCUUGUCCUAAAAGAUAUAGAGAAAGGGGAUGAGCAAGUUAAGGCAGAUGCUAUGCGGAUUGGCCAGUAUAAAGAUGGAGAGUUCCCCACAGACAGCAGAGAACUUGCAAAACGUUUAUUUUACACUGUUUACAUGGGAACUGAAAACAGUUCUGAAGAUACCAGAUCACGUGCCAAAAGGCUAGCUGAAGAGAUUGGUUCAUUCCACUUUGAUGUACCUAUUGAUAGCGUAGUGUCUGCAUUUCUUUCUUUGUUUGAAAGAUUUACUGGGAAGCGACCACGCUACAAGGUUGACGGGGGAUCACAUACUGAGAAUCUGGGAUUGCAAAAUAUUCAAGCUCGAAUCAGGAUGGUACUAGCCUUUAUGAUGGCUUCUCUAAUGCCAUGGGUUCAUAACAAGUCUGGGUUCUAUCUUGUUCUGGGAAGCUCAAAUGUGGAUGAAGGGUUGCGUGGUUACUUGACGAAGUAUGACUGCAGCUCAGCUGAUAUAAACCCCAUUGGAAGUGUAAGUAAGCAAGACCUCAGGGCUUUCUUACGAUGGGCAGCAGUUCAUCUUCAAUAUUCUUCCUUGGCUGAGGUUGAAGCUGCACCUCCUACUGCAGAACUUGAGCCAAUCCGUACAGACUAUAACCAGUUGGAUGAAGUGGACAUGGGGAUGACAUACGAGGAGUUGUCAAUAUACGGGAGAUUAAGGAAAAUAUUCCGGUGCGGUCCUGUUUCAAUGUUUCAGAACCUCUGCCACAGGUGGUGUGGGAGAUUAUCCCCCUCAGAAGUGGCUGACAAAGUGAAGCACUUCUUUAAGUACUAUGCCAUAAACCGUCAUAAGAUGACAGUCUUGACACCAUCAUAUCAUGCAGAGAGCUAUUCUCCGGAGGAUAACAGGUUCGAUCUUCGGCAAUUUUUAUACAACUCCGCAUGGCCAUACCAAUUUCGGAAGAUAGAUGAACUUGUUCAAGAUAUCGACAAAGAUGGUAAAUGGGAAGAUCCUUCAGACGCCCAGUUAAGAGGACACAGAGGUGUUAGGUCUGCUCAGGGAAGCGGAAUGGGAGUUGUGGCCGCCGGUUCUGCCAAUCCCAGCGCUGGAUUCUAACAAACAAACAAACAAACAAAGAUACCAAACAUAUGAAGCAGGCUACUGCACGUAAGGUUCGAUUUAUCAUUGUUUGGGUGAAGCUUAAUUGUGUAUAUUUUGGCCAGUAUGUACUCUUGCAAUUUGUAGACAGUACAUGGCCUGAAAUACUUGAAUAAUUGUCAAGGGGGAAAACAAGAGUUUCUCAAGGCAAAGUUGUAAAGAAAAAAUCAUUCGCCCUGCAUCCUUUGGGUCUGA
This is a messenger RNA of Brachypodium distachyon (stiff brome), 2760 nucleotides long. Its product is annotated as glutamine-dependent NAD(+) synthetase. The record is from RefSeq and is a predicted model, not a curated record. Bases 316 to 2523 code for a protein of 735 amino acids. Gene Ontology annotation, molecular function: ATP binding; glutaminase activity; NAD+ synthase (glutamine-hydrolyzing) activity. The transcript has 13 exons. Gene Ontology annotation, cellular component: cytoplasm. Lineage: Eukaryota; Viridiplantae; Streptophyta; Magnoliopsida; Poales; Poaceae. Gene Ontology annotation, biological process: NAD+ biosynthetic process.